UAUCGUUAUCAAUCAGUGAAUGUAAUACUCGCUCAAUCUUCCAGUCUAUCUACUGUGCAAAUUCUACUCAGUUUUCGUUCUGCAUUUGAGGGCAGAGGAUCGUGACCGGAUCACCGAAUAAGAUGGGACUGUUUUAUUUACUGGUGGGAUUCGCCCUAAUACUGACGGUGAGGGCAAAUGAACGGGACUCUAUGAACAUCCAUAUUCAACAACCCAACGCCCAGAUGUAUCACCAACAAAGUGCUCGAAAUGAUCAGUUCAACUAUGGUUAUCAUGUUGAUACGGUGAGCAAUCAGUUCCAGCACAAAACGAAAGGACCAGAUGAUGUAACCUACGGUUGUUACGGCUAUAUUGAUCCGUCAAAUCGCAAGCAUUUAGUGUAUUAUGUAGCGGACCGAAUGGGAUACCGUAUAAUUUUCCCCAACCGUCCAACGAAAAUUUUCACCGAAAGAGUCACUGAUAGUUUGAACAAAUUAGAUGGAUCGCUGAAGGGUAAAGACUACGAUGAGAAGGUUGUUGCAUGGAAUGAUCUGUAUCUGCCUGAUUCAUGCUUCCGUCUUGGGGAUAUUUUGUCCACAUCAGCUUCAACUGUACAUCAAUCGGUGGCCCCUCCCGAAAGGAUCCAUUCUACAACAGCUCGAAUAGAACCAGUUUAUACUCAACCGGAGUUGCCGAAGCCUACUCAGUACACGAUUCCUCCACAUCCAUCGCGCGUUCAUCAUACAACUCAUACCGGUUCAUCUCACAUAGAAUAUCAACCAUCAGGCGGUAGAUACACUGGAACAACGUAUCCCGGAACCCAGACCAAUCACCUCAAUCUCGGACGGCAUAUUGACAAUCACGAAGCCAACAACAAUCGAGGUGAUGAGCAGCUCCAGCAGACUGUCACCAACUGGUCCGGUUCACUACCUGACAUCAAUCCGGCACAAAUAAAUUUGGACCAGUUUAAUAUCCACAGCGGAAAUGUUGCUUCGUCUGGCGCAGCGACCAAUACCCAUUACAGCACUGAACAACAACAGUACAGCCUAAACAUUACCCAUUUAUUAGCUCAAAUUGAGGCGGUGAACUCGCAGGUGAUCACGCUGAACAUGCUGCUCACUGGAUUGGUCAAUAAUCCGGCUGCAUUUAGCAGCGCAAACGAAGGAAGUUGCAAGACAGUGGUGCAGCUUCUUCGCAGCCAGAAGACUACACCACAAUUCGUCUUCGUGCCCAUAUUGAUUCCGUUCGUCGAAGGGCAACUUAAUGUCAAUCAGCCUUUUAGUGCGCAAGCCGAACGCUAUCAGCAGCCGAAACCGUGUAAUCAGUGCAAAGGUUAAAAAGGGAUGAAUAUAUUAUGGUUCAUUCGUUA
Molecule: messenger RNA, 1348 nt
Organism: Toxorhynchites rutilus septentrionalis
Lineage: Eukaryota; Metazoa; Arthropoda; Insecta; Diptera; Culicidae
Exons: 5
Coding region: 123-1316 (397 amino acids)
Source: RefSeq, a predicted model, not a curated record